This is a messenger RNA of Myxozyma melibiosi, 1625 nucleotides long. Its product is annotated as P-loop containing nucleoside triphosphate hydrolase protein. NCBI's taxonomy places the organism in Eukaryota, Fungi, Ascomycota, Lipomycetes, Lipomycetales, Lipomycetaceae. The record is from RefSeq and is a predicted model, not a curated record. Bases 294 to 1607 code for a protein of 437 amino acids. Gene Ontology annotation, biological process: vacuole organization; endosomal transport. Gene Ontology annotation, molecular function: ATP hydrolysis activity; ATP binding. The transcript has 4 exons.
GUCCGACAGAGAAAGAACAGCGAAUUGCGAGAGUCGCUGAUACUACGAGCGGGAGUAUUUAUAAACAGAGAGAAGAAGAGGACAGAGAGAAUAAUAUUGAGAGAGUGCGGGAAUUGAAUCCGUUGAGCUGAAAGUAUAGUUUUGGAUCUGAGGUCGAUCUAUCUAUCUUAGAGCGAUCUUAUUCAGGUUGAAUCAGUCAGACAGACGUUUAGUUUCAACUCGCCACAUUAAAAGCAGGACCGCCCGCUUUCUAUCUACUUCACCAGCACACUCAAGCAAGAGAGCAAUCAGCGAUGGCGACGACGGAUUUCCUAGGCAAGGCCAUCGAGAUCGUGCAGAAGGCGAUUCAGGCCGAUACGGCGGAGAACUUUGAGGAGGCUUAUAAGCAGUACUACGCCAGUUUGGAGUAUUUCAUGAUGGCCUUGAAGUACGAGAAAAACACAAAGAACAAAGAGAUGAUUAGAAGCAAGACGGCGGAAUACAUGGACCGCGCGGAGAAGUUGAAGAGUUAUAUCGAGACUCAGGAUAAGAAAUCUAAGCGGGCUGUGGGCGCGAAUGGGAAGGAGACUGGUAAGAGUGGCGGCAAGUCAAAGAAGAAAGGUGAUGAUAGCGAUGACGACGAUGCGGAUGCAAAGAAGCUACGGAGCGCACUCUCAGGCGCUAUUCUCUCUGAAAAGCCCAAUGUGAAAUGGGAAGACGUCGCCGGUCUCGAGCUCGCGAAAGAAGCUCUGAAAGAAGCCGUCAUCCUACCGAUCAAGUUCCCGCACCUAUUCACGGGAAAACGACGACCAGUCGCCGGUAUCCUACUCUACGGCCCGCCCGGAACCGGAAAAUCGUACCUCGCGAAAGCAGUCGCGACCGAAGCAAACUCAACCUUCUUCUCUGUCAGCUCGUCCGAUCUCGUGAGUAAAUGGAUGGGCGAGUCCGAGCGCUUGGUCAAGCAGUUGUUUACGAUGGCGCGCGAGAACCGGCCGUCGGUGAUCUUCAUCGACGAAGUGGACGCUCUCUGCGGCCCCCGUGGCGAAGGCGAGUCCGAGGCCUCGCGACGGAUCAAGACCGAGCUGCUGGUGCAGAUGAACGGCGUGGGCAACGACGCCUCGGGCGUGCUCGUGCUCGGCGCGACGAAUAUCCCCUGGCAACUCGACUCUGCCAUCCGCCGCCGCUUCGAGCGCCGCAUCUACAUUGCGCUUCCGGAGGUCGAGGCGCGGACGACGAUGUUCAAGUUAAACGUGGGCACGACGCCGUGCGAGCUCACGCAGGCCGACUACCGCGCGCUGGGCGAGAUGACGGACGGGUACUCUGGCUCUGAUAUCGCGGUGGCGGUGCGCGACGCGCUGAUGCAGCCGGUGCGGAAAGUGCAGAUGGCGACGCAUUUCAAAUGGGUCGAGGCCAGCGACGGCACGCAGAAACUGACGCCGUGCUCGCCCGGCGAGCAGAACGCGAUCGAGAUGUCGUGGAUGGAUAUCGCGGGCGAUCAGCUGCAGGAACCGCCGUUGACGUUCAAGGACUUUGUCAAGGCGGUCAAGUCGUCGAGACCGACGGUGAAUGCGGAUGAUAUUCGCAAACAUGAUGAGUUUACGGCGGAUUUUGGGUCGGAGGGGAAUUAGUUGUGUUUAUUGAUGUGU